Messenger RNA from Pyricularia oryzae 70-15, 812 nucleotides. RefSeq lists its product as uncharacterized. NCBI's taxonomy places the organism in Eukaryota, Fungi, Ascomycota, Sordariomycetes, Magnaporthales, Pyriculariaceae. The record is from RefSeq and is a predicted model, not a curated record. The transcript is spliced from 2 exons. The coding region runs from base 163 to 540 and encodes 125 amino acids.
UGGACUCCAAUACGUAGCUACUUCGUUCUAUGUCAAUUUUUUUUUGACCAGCCCAUCUGCUAAUCUUGGGUUUUUGUUACAUUUAUUCGAGGGUUACACACACUACGGCUUGCAUUCUUUUUACGGAGUUCAAGCGCUAGCAUUUUCACCGACGCGCCAAAAAUGCAGUCUCCGGUGCUCCUCCAGCUGCUCUUGCUAGCGCUCAUGGGCACGGUGAGCGCCCAAUUCGGCGGCUUCUUCGACCAGAUGUUUGGCGGUGGUGGUGGCGGCGGCGGCGGGCAACAACAACGACAAGAGCAAAACGUCCCCAGCGACUCUGCCUGGUACCGCAGCAAUGUGGACGCUGCCGUAUGCAGCAACUAUCUCUGCCCCGACACUCUUGCUUGUGUCCAUUUCCCUCACCACUGCCCAUGUCCCUUCCCGGAUCACGAAGACAAGUUUGAGCUUGCUGAAGGUCAGAGGAUAUGUGUGUCGCGCGGAGGUUUCAAGGCGGGCGAGGCGGCCAGGAAGGUGGAGCUGGCGAGGAAGGGUCUUCUCUAAACGAGAAACCGAGACAUGUUUUCUGUUGAACUACGGAGUAGAACAUGUUGGGGUCGUUGACGAUUACCUUGCAUGGCAGUAGCUGCAUAAACCAACAGUCUUGGCUAGACCUAUGCGUGUUCUCGCGAAACCUUGCGAACCCUAAUGAUGCAAUUACCCCUCCCGGCCUUGAUGAACUCAGAAAAUCAUAUCAAUACUCCCAUGUGAACACCCGUGAUACUCCGUUCCAUAUUUGCUUACCCCUGAAAAGCACCAGAUAACGAGACAGGACC